Messenger RNA from Chara braunii, 1479 nucleotides. Lineage: Eukaryota; Viridiplantae; Streptophyta; Charophyceae; Charales; Characeae. The record is from the annotation of a GenBank genome assembly.
ACUGGUGGUUUAGAAGGGCCAUGACCUUGAGAUAUCAUCAUCAUUGAACUGACCAGCCCCAGCGCAGUCCGUUCUGGAGGCUCCCGGCUUCUCUCUCCUUUGUCUUUCGGUCUGUCAUCCUCUCGAUUUUGCCGCCGCUUGUACGCUUGCUUAGCGUUUGCAGCGCGCCGAUUCUGCAUCUGGGCCUCGGUCAUUCGAACGGCUAAGUGCCCUCUCUCCUCCCUCUCUCUCUCGCUCGCUCUCUCUCUCUCUCUCUCUCUCUCUCUCUCUCUCUCUCUCUCUCUCUCUCUCUCAGUUCGUUCUUUCUCCUCUGUUUGUUCCUGCUUUCCUCUUCGUCUUCGUUGGAACUCGGAGCUCCAGCGAUGGCCGCCUCUUUGUCCGUCUCGUCGUUAGCGGCAGCUAUGGCAGCCGCGACUGCGCUGGUCGCGCCAUCUCCUUCGGGUAGCAACAGCUUCAGAAGUGCGGCUGUUGAUGGACACGUGGCGUCUUGCUCGCCACGUGUCAUGUCGUCGUCUUUCCACGUCAUUGGGAGCGAUCUGAGGCGGCCUCGAAUCAUCAGCCCGGCGCAGAGACGCUCGCCUUUCACCGUCUUCUCUGCUUCUUCGGAUUUGCAAAACCUGGAAGAGAAAGUGGAGGAGAGCAUCAAGCAGGCACAGGAGACCUGUGAGAGCGGCACAGACGGUGAAUGCAAGGCGGCUUGGGAUGAGGUAGAGGAGCUGUCCGCGGAACUGUCACACAAGACGAUCCGAGUGAAGCAGGCCAAGGGAGAUCCUCUUGAGGCCUAUUGUGUAGAUAACCCUGAGGUCGACGAGUGCAAAGUCUACGACGAUUAAAAAGUGAAUCUGCUCCCAACUACGUAGUACCAAGUUUGUACCUUUACGAAAAAUUCGCGUCAACGCCGCACUCUAGGCCUUUGAUCAGCGGUUGAGAAUGGAUAUGAAUCACAUCUGCGAGCGGAAGGUCUUUGAACAAGUUGAACUGUUGAGUUUAACUGUUAGUACUCUCUUGCACACAAAGACCAGUUUAGAUGAUGGUAAUUGCAUCCUCUUACCCUCCCCUACUUACCAACAAUGUGGAAUGAUACGUACGCAUCUGUCCUAAACUUCUUAUACAAAGCAUCUGGCUCGAAACUCGUUUUGAUGUGUGUGUGUGUGUGUGUGUGUGUGUGUGUGUGUGUGUGUGUGUGUGUGUGUGUGUGUGUGUGUAUUUAUGAGAGAGAGAGAGAGAGAGAGAGAGAGAGAGAGAGAGAGAGAGAGAGAGAGAGAGAGACGAGGAAGCCGUUGCUGUGUUCAUCAUGUAACAUUAGGUCACAUGUUGCUCGCUCUCCGAAGAAACAUUUUUGUGGGGACACCUUUGGAAGUUUUUUUUUAACUUUUUCCUCUUUGGAUAUGGCUUUUUCGGCAAAAGCCGAAUGUGAAACGUGCCCCCCCCCCCACUCCUCCUCCUCCUCCUUCUUUUGAAUGAAAUCGCCAUUUCUUU